UAUCAACUGUGUUUGUUUAAGAACAGAAGUGCCUCAUACACCCUUAAUCCCCUCCCGUCAUUGGAGUCUUUGUCGACAGAGCAGAGGCUGCGAAAUGAGGGUCGUGCUAGCGAGGAUCUUCAGCCGCUUAUAUCAUGGACAACCAGUGACAUUUAACACACCAGUAAGGUGUGGUGUACCGAGAGGACUUGUGCUGCAGAAUUCUGCUAAAGUCAGCCAUCAUGCGGGAGAGUGUUCAUUCUCUUCGUCUUCGUCAGGCAUCCUACGGAGCCCUUUUCCUGACGAGGACAUCGCGACGGACCCUUUGGCCGAACACCUGCUUCACCGUUUCUACUCCCUGGGAGAUCUGGAUGCCUUGGUCGACUACGACACAAAAGAGGCCUUCACCUUCUCAGAGCUGUCCGAUGCCGUCGUUGCAGUUGCUAGCAGCCUCACGAAAAGGGGAUACGUUAAAGGCGACGUCAUCGCUGUCGUCACACCAAACAACGUCCACAUAACAUCAUUAGUGCUCGGCGUAUCAGCAAUUGGAGCAACAGUGGCGAUGAUCGACCCGACGUCAACUCCAGAGGAGAUCUCCCGUCAGCUCCAUGACUGUGGCGCCAAGUGUGUGGUCUGCAGCCAGCCUCUCGUUACACUCGUCAAGAACAUUUCUCAAACACAUGGCAUCAAGGAUCUGUUUGUGUUGGGUGAUGCUGAGGGAGUGACAUCAUUCUCCACCCUACUGGAAGAUGACGGCCGGAUGUUCCGUGAUGACAUCGUCAUCAACCCCGACAACGACGUGAUGGGACUCUUCUACACCGGCGGCACCACGGGGCCGCCUAAGUCGGUCAUGCUCACCCACAGUAACAUAGUGUCUGCUCUCCAUCAGAUAAGAGUUCCCGUUCACGUCCGGACAGGCCUGGAGAAGGUGUUGUCAGUCACGCCCUCUCACCACAUCUACAGCCUCGUGAUGGCUCAUCUUGGCGUUCUCCAGGAUGGAGGGAUGAUUGUCAGUCUACAACAUCCUAACCCCCACCACUGUCUACAGGCUGUUGACACAUAUGGGAUCACCCGGCUGUACACAGUUCCAUCUACACUCAAACAGUUGACAACUGCCGACCCUGGCUACGACCUCUCGUCUUUGGAGUCGGUAUAUUGUGGGGCAGCCCCCUCAAGAGGACGGUAGCAACAGCGUUCACGGAGAGAUUUGGAAUACGGGUGUACCAAGGGUACGGCAUGACAGAGACAACCGGACUGACACAUGUCGACACAGAGACCGGAGACCCAGUAACAGUUGGGGUGUUGCUUCCCAACACACAGGGCAAG
Molecule: messenger RNA, 1305 nt
Organism: Haliotis rubra (blacklip abalone)
Lineage: Eukaryota; Metazoa; Mollusca; Gastropoda; Lepetellida; Haliotidae
Product: 4-coumarate--CoA ligase 5-like
Exons: 7
Coding region: 95-1165 (356 amino acids)
Molecular function (GO): CoA-ligase activity
Source: RefSeq, a predicted model, not a curated record